GCUUAGCUGUGACAGCGAUUAUAUAACCUUCGCUGAAGCCGUUCCGAUCUCACGCAUCGAGUGUUGACGACCUGAUAUCGUCACACGAGAGCCUUAGCGCUGUCCGCCUUCAAGCCUUCUAGCUUUCCUAGCCUUCUUUUUGUUUUUGUCUUAGCAACUUCGCCAUCAUGCGUGAGUGCAUCUCUGUCCACAUCGGCCAGGCCGGUAUUCAGGUCGGCAACGCCUGCUGGGAGCUCUACUGCCUGGAGCAUGGCAUCCAGCCUGAUGGCCAGCUUAUGACCGGCGAGAAGACCUGCGGAGGAGGCGACGACGCCUUCAACACCUUCUUCAGCGAGACUGGCGCUGGCAAGCACGUCCCCCGCGCUGUGUUCCUGGAUCUGGAGCCCACUGUGAUUGACGAAGUCAGGACCGGUGCCUACAGGCAGCUCUUCCACCCCGAGCAGCUCAUUUCCGGCAAGGAAGAUGCUGCCAAUAACUUUGCCCGUGGUCACUAUACCAUUGGCAAGGAGAUUGUUGACCUGUGCCUGGACCGCAUCCGCAAGCUCGCCGACAACUGCACUGGUCUCCAGGGCUUCCUGGUCUUCAACGCCGUCGGCGGUGGUACCGGCUCCGGUCUCGGCUCCCUCCUCCUGGAGCGUCUGUCCGUCGACUACGGCAAGAAGUCUAAGCUCGGCUUCACGGUCUACCCCUCUCCUCAGGUGUCGACCUCCGUGGUUGAGCCCUACAACUCCGUGCUCUCCACCCACUCCCUGCUGGAGCACACAGAUGUCGCCGUUCUCCUCGACAACGAGGCUAUCUACGACAUCUGCCGCCGCUCCCUGGACAUCGAGCGUCCCACCUACACCAACCUGAACCGCCUCGUGUCUCAGGUCAUCUCUUCCCUGACUGCCUCCCUCCGCUUCGACGGAGCCCUCAACGUCGACGUUACGGAGUUCCAGACUAACCUGGUGCCCUACCCUCGCAUCCACUUCAUGCUUUCUUCGUACGCGCCGGUCAUCUCUGCCGAGAAGGCGUACCACGAGCAGCUGUCCGUGGCUGAGAUCACCAACAGCGCGUUCGAGCCUUCCAGCAUGAUGGCCAAGUGCGAUCCUCGCCACGGCAAGUAUAUGGCCUGCUGCCUCAUGUUCCGCGGUGACGUUGUUCCCAAGGAUGUCAACGCUGCCGUUGCUACCAUCAAGACCAAGAGGACCAUCCAGUUCGUCGACUGGUGUCCUACCGGCUUCAAGUGCGGCAUCAACUACCAGCCCCCCACCGUGGUGCCUGGUGGCGAUCUCGCCAAGGUGCAGCGUGCCGUGUGCAUGAUCUCCAACUCGACCUCCGUGGCCGAGGUGUUCAGCCGUAUCGACCACAAGUUCGAUCUCAUGUACGCGAAGCGUGCGUUCGUCCACUGGUAUGUCGGUGAGGGUAUGGAGGAGGGCGAGUUCUCUGAGGCCCGCGAGGAUCUGGCUGCGCUGGAGAAGGAUUAUGAGGAAGUCGGUGCUGACUCCACUGAGCCUGGUGAUGAUGAGAACGAGGAGUACUAGCUAGCUGUAUAGUUCAUACCCUGCGCCAGACUUGUAAUUUGAUACUGCAAUGUAGUUACUGUUUGCCGUCUCAAGGAUACUCGCAAGGCAAUGAUCAGCAAUGAACAGACAAACCUGGU
Messenger RNA from Closterium sp. NIES-67, 1642 nucleotides. NCBI's taxonomy places the organism in Eukaryota, Viridiplantae, Streptophyta, Zygnematophyceae, Desmidiales, Closteriaceae. The record is from the annotation of a GenBank genome assembly.